Amborella trichopoda is the source of this 956-nucleotide messenger RNA. RefSeq lists its product as uncharacterized. NCBI's taxonomy places the organism in Eukaryota, Viridiplantae, Streptophyta, Magnoliopsida, Amborellales, Amborellaceae. The record is from RefSeq and is a predicted model, not a curated record.
UUGCCUUAAACAUUUCCUGCGUCAAAUGAUAAAAUACCAGGAAAGGGCGAGAGAAUGCAUGGAAAUCGCUUGAAGCGCCCGUGACAGAGGAGGAGAGAGAGGGAAAUCACCCGAAGCGCCUGAGAUUUAGAGAGAGAGUCAGAGGUAGGGAGAGAGAGAUCCUGACCAGGUAGAUACAGGGCGUGCAGUUGAUAAAUACAAAGAGAGAAGCCUAAUUGAUUGUGUUCAAAUCGUAGACACCCUCAUCAGGAACAAACGAGAAGGCAAUCCGAUGAGGUUUCUUCAGAAAAAUUAAUGGCGGACCUAAGCUAUAGAAGCGAUCGAUGGUGUUCUGCCCUUUAAUGGGGCGACUUCUGGUUUCAAGUAUAGCAUCCAUAGUGACAAACAAUGUCAAGGCCCAUGGUACUGGUUUUCCUACUAGUUGUUUUGAUCAUCACAUCACAGUUUGAAUGGAAACAACCGCUAGUGAAUGAUGCAGAAUCAAGUCCAAGCAUUUCCCAGAAACAACAAUAUAUUUCAAAGAAAGAAGAAGUUGUUAAGGAAAAGAUAAUUCUAUCUCAAGAAAAAGAUAUACAGAGGCUCAAUGCACUUGUGAAAGAACUUAAAGAGCAGUUAUUACAAUGCAGAGGUAGCAAUUUUACAACAAAUGCCACAGAAAGAGCGGAAUCAACAAAUUUAAGCAGCCUUGAGGAUCCCCAAAUUCUUGAUGACUAGUUUCAAUGUUCUACUCUCUUUGACCUUUUUUGUGGUGGCAGUGAGUUGGGUUUGGUAGAAACCCUACCUGUGUUAGUUUACUGAGUUACAGGGUUAUUUCCAUGUUUCUUUCUCACCCUGUUGUUUGUGAAACUGUAUGCCUUGCACUGUAGGGUCCCUGCUUAAAGGCUUCUAACAUUAAUUAUGCAUCGUUGUAACAUAAUUUAUAAUCAAAUUUGAGUUUGGCUUGUACUUUUUAUGUA